Oncorhynchus masou masou (cherry salmon) is the source of this 1041-nucleotide messenger RNA. Its product is annotated as low-density lipoprotein receptor-related protein 3-like. Lineage: Eukaryota; Metazoa; Chordata; Actinopteri; Salmoniformes; Salmonidae. The record is from RefSeq and is a predicted model, not a curated record. Bases 13 to 1041 code for a protein of 342 amino acids. The transcript has 2 exons.
UUUGAGACCCAGAUGACCCGUCUGGAGGCGGAGUUUGUUCAGAGAGAGGCUCCGCCCUCCUAUGGCCAGCUGAUCGCCCAGGGCCUCAUCCCUCCGGUGGAGGACUUCCCUGUGUACAACCCCACUCAGGCCUCCAUGCUCCAGAACAUCCGUACAGCGAUGCGGAGGCAGAUCAGAAGACACUCCUCCCGCCGUGCCACGUCACACCGCCGCCUGGGGCGCCUCUGGAACCGUCUGUUCCACCGAGGGACCCGUCUCCGUGGCCAGAUCCCCCUCCUCACACCCCCCGGGUCUCAGGUGGCUCUGGGCCUGCACUCCUACCACACCUCGGAGGGACCUGGAGCCAGGGCUGGGGAUGGAGGUGGCGGGGCUGGCAUGGUGGGGGGCAUGGGACCAGCAAGGACCCUCUCCCGCUGCUCUACAGCAGCAGUAGGCUUCACCCUGCAUGCCCACACCCAGGCCCUGUCACAGUCCCAGACCUCCCACCCCUCCUUGGAGUCUCCCCACUCCCCACCCUCCCCCUCUGACAGUGAACCAUCCGAGGGGUCUCCUUGUUCCCCAGAGAGCCCGGGUGGCAGGGUUAGGUUGCCCCUCAGCGAGCUCUCCACCCCUGGGCAGCAGAGUGACUCAUUAACGUCUGCCCCCAGCACACUGAGCCAGCAGUGCCCCCUAGAGGGCAGCACAGGUCAUUACACUCGCCGGACCUCCAGGAAGCUGGUCUUGGGGCUGGCUGCCAACCUGAGAGGGGUGGCUCUACGACGCUACUCCCCCAUGGGGCUCACCUCCCCCGUUACCCCCCCUGUCCUUCCCCCUCCAGACUCCCAGCCGCCCUGCCACCACCCCCUGACCUCCCCCCAGACGUCAUCCCCCUCGGGGUCUUCAGACGACAGUCACAGGUUCCAUGCCCUGGAUGUGCCAACCCGGGAGAGGAGGAGGAGGGGUAUAGGGGUGCCUAAUGGACUGAACACCAGCAGCAGUGAGGAGGAGGAGGAGGAGGAGGAGGAGGAGGAGGAUGGAGAUGAGACUCUGCUGAUCUGCUAG